AAGUGGAGUGCACAAGCGCCGCGCCUCUGAUUUGACGAUAUGACGCCGCUCGCCACUUUGUUAUUACUGAGCGUGUGUGGCGCGCUGGCGCAGUACGCGGAGGACCGUGCUCCCCGUUACAUCGCCACGGAGCCCAAGGUCACCUCUACACCAGUGCCUAUACUCAAACAGAUCAACAGGCACAAUGAAGACGGUUCUUAUACUUAUGGAUAUGAAGCCGCCGAUGGUUCAUUCAAAAUCGAGACAAAGUCUGAAGCCGGCGAAGUUAAAGGCAAAUACGGAUACAAAGACGACACCGGUAAAUUACGUGUGAUCGAGUACGGCGCCAACAAAUACGGGUUCCAGCCGGCGGGUGAGGGCAUCACUGUCGCGCCGCCCACACUCGUAGAUGAGUCCACCAGGGAUGAAGGACUACGGCCCAGCAAGCAUCAGCAGGGUGGCAGAUCCCAGUACAGAGCCCCAGCCCAGGCGCAGUCUAUUGACUAUGACUACGAGGAGCCAGCACCUGCACCGCGUCCCGCACCCCGCCCCGCGCCCCAGCAGCAGUACCGCCCGGCCCCUCCGCCGCAGCCCCAACAGCAGUACAGGCCGGCACCUCCCCCGCAGCCUCAGUACCGCCCGGCACCUCCGCAGCCCCAACAACAGUACCGCCCCGCACCUCAAUCAGCACCCACACCUCCUAAACCACAAUUCUUCGCGGGUGCAGCACCAACACCAGUAGAGCAGGAUAACUUCUUCAAUCCAGAGCCCCAGCAGAGACAAUACAAGCCCAAGCAGGAGUUCAGGCCGGCUCCUCAGCCCCAGCAGUUCUCCUCCAGGCCUCAAGAGUUCAACUCUCAGUUCGACCAGGCACCGGCCAGGUUCCCAACACAGAACCAGAUCCCACAACAACGACAGUCAUUUUCCAUGCUUGAUCAACUCCUGAAAGAAUACUCCUUACCCCAAGGAGGUUCAGCACCUCUCCAUGAUAUCAGCUUCGGGUCCUACUAGUUUCGGAAUUAAUGAAUUUUUAUAUUGUAAAUAUUUAGUGUACUUUUUUAAUUAAAAACAAUAAAGAAAUCUUUUGGUUUAUAUAAAUUCUACAAUUGAACAUAAGUUUGUUCAAAUGUAGCAUUUUUAAGAAAACUAAGAAGAAAGUUAAAUGCUGUGAAAAUACUCAAUAAAAUAUGAUAUAAAUUAGUAUGUAUAAAAAAACAAUUUGGAUUUUGUUUUGAAUCGUAUCUGUUAGUUAAAUAGAGAAAUUAAAAAGAACCUUAAACGGAUCUCAAUAGUAUUUGUGUUAUAAAAUAAAAUUAUUAAAGAUUUUUAUUCAAUCUAUUCAUUGAAAAAAAACAAUAUUAACUGUUUAGUUGCCAUUUGAUCACACGAAUUAACGUGAAAACACAUAUUAAAAAUAUUAAAAUUUAUUUAUUUUAAAA
This is a messenger RNA of Papilio xuthus (Asian swallowtail), 1418 nucleotides long. It is a transcript of the gene CPR54, whose product is annotated as cuticular protein RR-1 motif 54. The record is from RefSeq and is a predicted model, not a curated record. Bases 40 to 990 code for a protein of 316 amino acids. NCBI's taxonomy places the organism in Eukaryota, Metazoa, Arthropoda, Insecta, Lepidoptera, Papilionidae. Gene Ontology annotation, molecular function: structural constituent of chitin-based larval cuticle. Gene Ontology annotation, cellular component: chitin-based extracellular matrix. The transcript is spliced from 6 exons.